CCCCGUAGGGAGCUCGCUGCGGUGCCACCUCCGGCUGGGGGACUCCAGUUGUGCCAAGGCGAUUUGGUGCGCUCGGGCAGGCUGCUCUGGCGCUGUAUCGACCCGCCGCCCCUCAGCCCCCCGUCGCCAGGCUCGGGGGAGGAGGGAAACGCGGGCCGGCCUGAGCUGGGGAGCUUUGCCUCCAGUUGCCUCUGAACGCGCGCUGAGGAGUCGCACUGCAAGAGAUGCCACUCAAGUGCGGGGGGCUCAUCAGUUACUGCCAGCGGGCCGCACUGUGUCCAGUGCCGGGAACUCCUCUGCAGCCUGAGCUCACAGCUGUGGGGAUGCAGCUCCUGUUUUCGGCGGGGUUGCCUGGCUUUGAACGGCAGGGCAUGGCGGGUCCAGUUUUCUAAACUUCACAUAUAAUGGAGUAUAUGAGCACUGAUAGUGACAAUAAAGAGGAGAUUGACUUGUUGCUAAAACAUUUAAAUGUGUCUGAUGUGAUAGACAUUAUGGAAAACUUUUACCCAAAUGGAAAGCUGGCAGUUUAUGAAGACAGUCUGAUUACUGUGUGUCAGGAAACAAAUCAAAAUGAGGGAUGUACAGAAUCCUUAUUAUUCCAUGGCAGAGAGGUUUCUUUGCUGUCGUGCGUCAGGUAUGGGACUGAGGAAGACUUGCUCGCUUUUGCAAAUCAAGUAUCCAACACUGCAAAGCAAAUUACCGGACAGAGACGACAAGAAUCUGGAAUCCUAUUAAACAUGAUCACGCCGAAAAAUGGGCGCUAUCAAAUUGACUCUGAUGUGCUUUUGUUUCCAUGGAAGCUGACCUACAGGAAUAUUGGCUCUGAUUUUAUUCCUCGAGGAGCUUUUGGGAAAGUGUAUUUGGCACAAGACAGAGAGACAAAAAAGCGAAUGGCAUGCAAGCUGGUUCCCGUGGAACAGUUCAAACCAUCGGAUGUUGAAAUCCAAGUCCGCUUCCGCCAUGAGAACAUUGCUGAGCUAUAUGGUGCCAUCCUAUGGGAUGAGACUAUCCAUCUCUUUAUGGAAGCAGGAGAGGGAGGGUCUGUCAUGGAAAAAUUGGAGAGCUGUGGGCCUAUGAGAGAAUUUGAGAUCAUUUGGGUGACUAAACAUAUCCUCAAAGGACUUGACUUCCUUCACUCAAAAGGAGUCAUACAUCAUGAUAUAAAACCCAGCAACAUUGUUUUCAUGUCAACAAAAGCCGUUUUGGUGGAUUUUGGUCUAAGUGUUCAAAUGACUGAUGACACGUACUACCCCAAAGACCUCCGAGGGACAGAGAUUUACAUGAGCCCCGAAGUGAUACUCUGCAGAGGGCACACGACAAAAGCGGACAUCUACAGCAUGGGGGCUACCAUCAUUCACAUGCAGACUGGCAGCCCGCCGUGGGUGAAUCGAUACCCUCGCACCUCAUAUCCAUCCUACCUCUAUAUAAUACACAAGCAGGCGCCCCCGUUAGAGGAUAUUGCAGAAGAUUGCAGCACCAGCAUGAGAGAGCUGCUGGAAGCCGCUCUGGAAAGGAACCCUAAUCACAGACUCGCUGCAGCAGACUUAUUGAAACAUGACGCUUUGCACCCCCCGCCAGAGGAGCAGCCACGGUGCCAAAGUCUGGACUCAGCCCUGUUUGAAAGGAAAAGGCUGCUGACGAGGAAGGAACUGGAGUUGCCAGAAAAUAUUGCAGAUUCUUCCUCAUGUACGGGAAGUUUGGAGGAAUCAGAGCUGUUAAAAAGGCAACGGUCGCUGUACAUAGACCUGGGCGCUUUAGCUGGCUACUUCAAUAUUGUUAGGGGACCACCAACAUUAGAAUAUGACUGACUCUACUGAUUUCUUGUGUCUGCUGGUCAGAAUUGGAAAUCUGUCUGUUCAAGCUAAUGUAUAUAAAGUAGUGCCUUUUUCAGCUGUAAAAUGUGAACGGCUUUCAACUGCACAGAUGAUUAAGCUAACGGAUUUAUGGACUCUGAUAAAUAUAUCCGAAGCAAGCAAUAACAUGUUGUUCUCUGACAGAAAACCAACAAUACACAGGAGAAAAGAACACCUUUCUGGGAAUAUUAUCUGGAGACUUUCCAUGCACUGUGUAUGGUUUUUUUUGUACACGCACUUUCCAUGCUGUGGGCUGUAAAUAGAAAAAUCCUUUCAUUUAAAAAAAAUAUAUGAAUAUUGGGGGCAGAUCCUCCAGUGUGACUUAACUGCACUGCUCUAAAUCUGGCUGGGGAGACUCUGGUAGUCCUACCCAAGCUUCGGCUGGCUCAACCUUAGGUCAGCCUUUAAAUCGAUGUGGACCAUACCACCCCCAGGACCCGUGGAGAAGGUAUCCCUGGGGUACAGUGGUGUGCUGGUCACUCUUUGUUUCUUCACACACCAGGAAGAAGGGAAUUUGGAGCUUCUUUGGUGAUUCCACAGCGCAUGAAGGUUCUCGUAGAAGGGAGGAUCCUCCACUGGCUUUAGAGCAGCUUUGUGCUAUGAGACCAGGGGAACCUCCCUUCACAAGCUGAGCAUUCUGGCCCUGAGCCUGCAUGUGAUUCUGAAUGUUAUGUACAUUAGAGGGGUUAUAAGUCUAUUUAGGCCACUGAUUAGUUGUCUGCCAGUAAUGUUGGGAGAAUUCCUGAUUGUGGUAUUAACCCCAAUAAGCUGAAUGGAAUGCUUUAAAACUGUGUUUAACUGACUUAGUAAACUAUGUAUGAGGAAGCAUGUCAUUAGUGACGAGCUGUGUUUACGUUCCUAUGGAAACAGAAUUUACCUUGUUCUCGCUUUGUCUAAUAUAUCUAAAACAUGAUGUUUUGGAUGAUAGUAAAAUUGUGUAAACUACAUAGUUCUGUACAUCCCAUGGGAUGAGAAUGUAAACUUUUAUAAAACUCUUCAAUGCUUAGGUCCAUCUCUCUUUUAAGCAUUUGUAAAACAUGGCAUACUAUGUAUGUUGUAUAGCAAAUCCCUUAUGAAGCAAGGUCUCAUUUUUAGAUAUAAAUUAUUUCAUGGUGCCUGUUCAAGAGAUUUACACUGAUUAUUUUCAC
This is a messenger RNA of Pelodiscus sinensis (Chinese soft-shelled turtle), 3001 nucleotides long. It is a transcript of the gene MAP3K8, whose product is annotated as mitogen-activated protein kinase kinase kinase 8. Gene Ontology annotation, biological process: protein phosphorylation. Gene Ontology annotation, molecular function: ATP binding; protein kinase activity. The record is from RefSeq and is a predicted model, not a curated record. Lineage: Eukaryota; Metazoa; Chordata; Testudines; Trionychidae.